AUGCCUGCAACUGGAGUGCCAGUUCCUGGACCAAAACCAGAUGGAAGGAAACCGAGCAGUGCCUCCUGGGCAGGCUGGGUCAGCGAGGACCAGCCAGAGAUCCCCAAGCUGAGGUAUACCUCGAGGAUGCUUGACCACAUCAGGCCUGUUUCUUCUUCCCUGGAGCAGUUUGUUCCAGAAGAGGUUUUCCAAAGCCUGACCUGUGCCAGCAGUUCUCUCUACAGCCCAAAGUACUUAGGGUCCCUGCAAACCACCAAAACCCCAAUGGGCAUUAGGGGCUGCCUGCAAACCCCAGAUCAGCUUUGGCAUUAUCUUAAUCGUCGGAGCAAUUUCAGACACCUGACAGACCACUCUGUCAGUUUGACGGGCGCUGGAAGGGAUGUUUCUUACCUGUGUGACGUUGCGACUGGCCAAGAAGCUAAGACAGCAGCGACUGGCAGAAGCUCUUUUUCUGAGGGUCGUCGGGACCAGAGAGCGAGCCGUGAUAGGCUGGUUCCCAAGGAAUUUCACAUCGUAAGAAUGGGAGUUUUGCCCUUGAAGUACUUCGAUGAUAAAUACACAACACGGCUUGAACACCAUGAAAAGAAACUAUGGUGGUUCCCAUCCGUGAAACCUUUUGGGAGGUUAGAGGUCAUCCAGCUGGUGGAGAUGAUGGACAGCAUGUUGGAAAAAGCUGGAGCAGACCAGAUAUUCAGAGUAACAGGACCUUCACAGAUGGAUAACCAUCUUGUGCCUCCUAGAAGCAAGUUUCUGGCCAAGCCAGCUGUCUGUAGGUCCUGUAAUAACCAGGGAUUUCCCCUCCUGAGCUUCCCUCCAUCUUCAUCUGAUCCACAAAGAAAAGUUAGCUUGCUGGUCGAGCUGUGUGAGGUACAAGAACAUGACUGCAAGGUGACCAAAGAAGCAGAAAAAGCUCAAAAGGAGCUAGCUGCAGCCAGGCAGGAGGAUAAAGCGAAUGCAAACCUUUUGGAAGAGCAUCAGGAGUUGUACAAGUUACAGAGAAGAUGACUGGAAGAGCAAGUUCUGCUGCUACCUCGAGAGAGAGACAUUCGGAGCUCAGCUGUGUAUGACCUGGCUCUGAAGAUAAUAGACAGAAACCAGCUCACAAUUGUUCACAGGCUCUAUGUUUAUGGAAAGACACUGAUCAAUGUUCUCAAGCAUUUCAUGGUCCUCUUGGCCUCAAAGGACAUGGGAGACCUGCCUGAUCUGCAGGAAGAGACUGAGCUGUUCAGGGAGGGCUUGGGUCCCACUGGAGCAGAAAUAGAGCAUUCCAAGGAGUCCAGCCAGAGAAAAAUGAAAAUUGUCUGCAGCAGCCUCAACAAGCAGCUUCAGUACUUCCACUGCAGUGACUCUUUGUAUCACAAACUUGAUGCUAAAAGAAGACCAGCAGGAGGUACACCUAAGAAAGCGGAAAGUCUGAGGAGCGCUGCCAGCCUGCAGGAGCGCUGGACAGAGCUGGGACAAACAGUGCUGAACCAACACCGGGACUUUGCUGGAGUGUUGCCUGCACAGCACGCUGUCCUGGAAGAAAUAAACCAAAGGACAUGUGAACUCUACCGGCAGUACAACGUAAGGAUAAGUAGGAAUAAUGGUACAGCUAGGUUUUUGACAGCCUUGGUGAGAAGCAUGGAAGAGCAAGGUUCUGGCAUGUAUGAGGCUGAAGUGCAGGUAUUUUAUCACAAGAAUCCUGCGUGGCUCACCCAGGUGGAUGCAGUGAUGAGCUGUAUAGGCUCCAGACAGUUGCAUGAAGCUGAGAGUGAUAAGAAACCACAUUUCCCAUAAGGACAGAGGGUGGUACCUAGAGAAUUUUUUCAGAUGAUUCAACGAUGGCUUCUGUCCAUGAAUAAUGAGGUUGAGAAGAGCAAUGUGCAUUUGAAUGAAAAA
Leptosomus discolor (cuckoo roller) is the source of this 1881-nucleotide messenger RNA. Lineage: Eukaryota; Metazoa; Chordata; Aves; Leptosomiformes; Leptosomidae. The record is from RefSeq and is a predicted model, not a curated record.